GCAAGGACGACCUGCAGAUAAACUAGAGAGGACCAGUGUCGACGGAGCUGUUCAUUUGUCUUACUGUCUGUAUGGUUGCUUUGUGGCUCGCUUUUCUACAUGAACAUAAUUUUUCAAGGGAUGGCUGAUCCAGCGGUUCUGGUUGAGUCUGUCACCACGCCGGUCGUAAACACCACAAUAUCAGGCGAGGUAGAAGCAGAUGGAGGUAAACCACAAACAGCCAAUAAGAAUGGAAAGAAGUCAGACAGUGGGUCCAGCAGCGGCACCUUCUUCACCUGGUUCAUCGUCCUAGCGUUGCUGGGCGUGUGGACGUCUAUCGCCGUGGUCUACUUCGACCUCGUGGACUAUCAGGGGGUCGUCGACAAAGCUAAGGGUAUACAAAUUAACCUGUCUGAAGCACUGCAAGGUAAACUGGCUGCAUACGACUCAGACGGCGAUGGCGACUUUGAUGUCGAGGAUGCCAAAAUUCUUCUCGGCCUGAAAGAGAAAGAUGUUGUCGUCGCUGCCCGAAGUGAAGAAUCUGCUGCCCCGGUGGAGACUGCUGAUCCUGAGCGCGAGCCUGAAGCUAUUGUGGAGCCCGACCCAGUCCCGGUGGAGGAUGAUAUGCAGGCAACUGAGGCAGAAGAGCUCGCUGCUCCUCCUCCUCCAGAGCCUGAGCCACAACCAGAAGAAGUUGAAGUUGUUGUAUCCGAGCCUGAGCCCGAACCAGAAGCAGAGCCUGCUGAGGUGAUUGAAGAGGAGCCAGAGAUUCUGGAGGAAGAGCUUCCUGCAGCUGAAGAGGAGCCAGAGGCUGAACCAGCUGUGGAGGAGGCUGCAGAUGAACCAGUGGACGAACCAGCUGUGGAGGAGAUGGUAGAGGAACCAGCUGAAGAGGAAGCAGUGGAGGAAGAAGCUCCACCAGCUGUGGAGGAGACAGUAGAGGAACCAGCUGAGGAGAAAGCAGAAGAGGAAGAAGCUGAACCAGCGGUGGAGGAGACAUCAGAAGAGGAAGCAGUAGAGGAAGAAGCAGAACCAGCGGUGGAUGAGACAGUAGAGGAACCAGUGGAGGAAGAAGCUGAACCAGCUGUCGAAGAGGCUGCAGAUGAAGCAGAUGAGGAACCAGCUGUGGAGGAGACUGCAGAAGAGGAACCAGCAGAAGAGGAAUCUGAACCUGCGGUGGAGGAAGAAGCAGUCGAAGAGGCCGCAGAAGAAGCAGAAGAGGUGGAAGCUGAACCAGAACCUGCUGAAGAAGCCGUGGAGGUAGCCGCUGUUGCUGAGGCAACUGACAAUGAAGAGGAGGUAACUGAAGAAGAGGUGGCACCAAGGGAGGAAACCAAAGAAGAAGCUGCUCAAGAGGAGGAAACUGAAGAGGUUGCAGCAGAAGAGGAGACCAAAGAAGAGACCACUCAAGAAGAAGCAACCAAGGAAGAAGCAGAAACAGAAGAAGAGGCUGCAACAGAAGAAGUAGAAGAGGAAGAGGAGACAGCAGAAGAAGAGACAGCAGCAGCACAAGAAGAAGAAGAGACGGAAGAGGAGACAGCAGAAGAGGAGACGGCAGAGGAGGAAGAGACGGCAGAGGAGGAAGAGGAGACAGCUGAUGAGGCACAUUCAGAGGACGUGGAAGAGGAUCAACCAGAAACGGAGGUCGUGGACGCGCAGGAACAGAGUCAGGAUGAGCCCACAGAAACGUAGGCAGCCCUGGUCUUCAUGUCGACUGAGGGGCCCCCUCUCCUCUCUGAUGUGGCCGCAGCACCCAGGAGAAGACUCCAACCAAGUCGUCAUGAAAACAUGCCCCGCCCCUCGUGUUUGCAUAAAUGUCCCAACGAUUGCUGAUUUCUCACUAACAUUUUCUCCACUUUGACGUUCCACUUUAUUCAGGGUGCUUCAGUCUUGCGUCGUCUUGAAAUUUACUUAGAAUUUGGACUCCUGUUUUUUUGUUUUGUUUAUUUUUUUUUUUUUGCCAAACAGCAGGAGACUGAUUUGUUUUGACUUAACUUAUAGUCUCUGCUCGCUCUGUGAAUCAGCUCACUGCUUGAAGAAGUGAUCUGUUUGUCUGGAGGGGUAGAUUCCACCAUCUUCUCUGUUGUGUGUCUGUGUGUGUAUGUGAGAGAGGGAGAGUCUCUCUAACCAGCGUUGACAAAUCUUAAGAUAAUCAGUCGGGUGAGUGUAAGUUGAGCUGCGGCUGACUUGCCCUGUUGGGGUUUUGAUCUUCCUAAUCGUUCCACAGCACAGGACAUUUCCAAAUCUCUGGUCCAACCCAGAAGGUCCUCCUCACUUCCUCCUUCAAUAGUUGUUUUCUUUCAUUUCUUUGAGGCGACAAAGUUCACUGUUUUUGUUCUUGUACCUGUGGUUUCAGCAACAUCAAGUGUGUGUGUAAGAUUGAGUGUGUGUGAGUGCGUGUCUUCAGUAAUGUGAGAGUAACACUCCGUGUGCGUGGAGAUGCUAACCAGACGUUAGCAGAGCGGAACCUCAGCGUUCCUGCGUCUCCUCCCUUCUGUAACACCAGCGGUUCUUUUCUAAAACUUUGUACGUCUCUGAACUGUGAAACCCUUUUUUCCAAGAGAGCUUUUAGAUUUUUAAAAAAAUAGGAUUAAAUUAAAGGAAUUUAACUUUUUUUUUUUUUAAAUAAAGCCAUAAGCUCAGAGGUUGUUUCAUGAGCUGCGAUUGGUCAGAACCCACUUUGUCCUCAACAAGCAGUAACAGUUGGACAACAGUGGCUGGAUUACUGAGCUCCGGGGGGAGGAAUUUAUGCUGUCGCCCACAAGCCACUCGUCGCCAGGGUGAAACUGUUGUUCACUAACGUGAUGUAAACAGUCGUGACAAUGAAAACCAAGUAAGCGUUGCAGUUCUGUCGAUGAGGAGCUGGGAGUAGCAAUAAAAGGUUUACAACAACGAAGAUGAGUCGACUGCUUUACUGCACAA
Synchiropus splendidus (mandarinfish) is the source of this 2901-nucleotide messenger RNA. It is a transcript of the gene asph, whose product is annotated as aspartate beta-hydroxylase. NCBI's taxonomy places the organism in Eukaryota, Metazoa, Chordata, Actinopteri, Syngnathiformes, Callionymidae. The coding region runs from base 100 to 1671 and encodes 523 amino acids. The transcript has 11 exons. Gene Ontology annotation, cellular component: endoplasmic reticulum; membrane. The record is from RefSeq and is a predicted model, not a curated record. Gene Ontology annotation, molecular function: peptidyl-aspartic acid 3-dioxygenase activity. Gene Ontology annotation, biological process: peptidyl-aspartic acid hydroxylation.